GACAGCUAUCAGGAUGCUCGAAGGCAACUGCUUGCAGAAAUGAAAGCCGACGACAUCAAGGAGUUUCUGCGCUCUUUCACAAAACUCCCUCACGUGGCGGGAACGGAGCAGAAUCUUCUCCUGGCAAAGGAAAUCCAAGCCCAGUGGAAGGAAUUCGGCCUGGACACGGCCGAGCUGGUGCACUACGACGUCCUGCUUUCCUACCCGAAUGAAAGCGCCCCCAACUAUGUGUCCAUUACGGAUGAACGUGGAAACGAGGUUUUCAACACAUCACUCUUUGAGGCUCCUCCUCCGGGGUAUGAAAACAUUUCUGGGGUGUUGCCACCUUAUAACGCUUUUUCACCACAAGGCGUGUUAACGGCAGAUCUGGUGUACGUUAAUUAUGGACGCACCGAAGACUUUUUCACGUUGGAGCGAGAGAUGGGAAUCAACUGUACGGGAAAGAUUGUCAUUGCCCGUUAUGGAAAGAUCUUCAGGGGAAAUAAAGUUAAAAAUGCCAUGUUAGCUGGAGCUAAAGGGAUUGUCCUUUACUCAGACCCUGCCGAUUAUUGUGCACCUGGAGUGAAUCCCUAUCCAGACGGGUGGAACCUUCCCGGAGGAGGAGUCCAGCGUGGGAAUGUGUUAAAUUUAAAUGGUGCUGGAGAUCCUCUCACCCCAGGGUAUCCAGCGAAAGAGUACACCUUCAGGUACGAAGUUGACGAUGGAGUCGGGAUUCCCAGAAUCCCUGUUCAUCCCAUCGGGUACCACGAUGCGGAAAUACUAUUACGUUUCAUGGGAGGCCCUGCAGCCCCAGACAAGACCUGGAAGGGAAAUCUCAAUGUGUCCUAUAACAUUGGACCUGGAUUCUCAGGCAGUUACUCUGUAAGAAAAGUCAGGAUACACGUUCACACAAUCAGUAAAGUGACACGCAUCUACAACGUGAUCGGGACCAUCCAAGGAGCGGUGGAACCUGACAGAUACAUUAUUUUCGGAGGCCACAGAGAUUCUUGGGUCUUUGGCGGGAUCGACCCGACCACGGGGGCAGCCGUGCUUCAAGAGGUGGCCCGGAGCUUUGGCAAGAUGGUGAAGAAAGGUUGGAAGCCUAGAAGAACUAUCGUUUUUGCCAGCUGGGAUGCGGAAGAAUUUGGAUUAUUGGGGUCCACAGAGUGGGCAGAGGAGAAUGCCAAAAUCCUUCAGGCCCGGGCUGUCGCUUAUAUCAACACAGACUCUUCUAUAGAGGGCAACUACACGUUAAGAGUUGACUGCUCUCCCCUUCUCAACCAGCUGGUUUACCGUUUAACCAAAGAGAUCUCAAGCCCCGACGAAGGGUACGAAAGCAAAUCGCUCUACGAGAGCUGGCUCGAUAAGGACCCUUCCCCUAAAAGCCCGCAUCUUCCCAGAAUAAACAAGCUGGGAUCGGGCAGCGAUUUUGAAGCGUACUUCCAGCGGCUGGGGAUCACGUCUGGCAGAGCCCGUUACACCAAGAACAGGAAACUGGACAAAUUCAGUAGCUAUCCUGUCUACCACACAAUCUAUGAGACCUUUGAGUUGGUGGAGAGGUUUUAUGACCCCACUUUCAGGAAGCAGCUCACCGUCGCUCAGAUCCGAGGAAGCUUGGUUUACGAACUUGCUGACUCCCAAGUCAUUCCUUUCAAUUGCCAAGAUUAUGCGGAAGCUCUGAGAUCCUACACCCAGGAGAUCAACGAUUUGGCCCAGAAACACAAGGCAGAACUUGAGACUUACGAAGUAUCCUUUGGUCCUCUUUUUUCCUCCGUGGCUAAUUUCACAGCAGCUGCAGCAGAUUUUCACCAAAGGCUGUCACAGCUUGAUAAGAACAAUCCCCUGGCCGUGCGGCGCAUGAACGAUCAGCUGAUGCUCCUCGAGAGAGCAUUCACGGACCCGCUGGGCUUGCCAGGCAGACAGUUUUACAGACAUGUUAUUUUCGCACCGAGUAGUCAUAACAAGUACGCCGGCGUCUCCUUCCCUGGGAUCUACGACGCCAUGUUCGACAUCACGAGCAAGAAGGAUCAGCGGAAAGCGUGGCAGGAAGUCAAGAGGCAAAUCUCCAUUGCGGCCUUCACGGUGCAGGCUGCCGCAGGGACCCUGAUAGCUGUGGUAUAG
Molecule: messenger RNA, 2100 nt
Organism: Euleptes europaea (tarantolino)
Lineage: Eukaryota; Metazoa; Chordata; Lepidosauria; Squamata; Sphaerodactylidae
Product: N-acetylated-alpha-linked acidic dipeptidase 2-like
Exons: 18
Coding region: 40-2100 (686 amino acids)
Molecular function (GO): carboxypeptidase activity
Source: RefSeq, a predicted model, not a curated record